Molecule: messenger RNA, 7826 nt
Organism: Amoebophrya sp. A25
Lineage: Eukaryota; Dinophyceae; Syndiniales; Amoebophryaceae
Source: the annotation of a GenBank genome assembly
GUCAACAUGUGCUGUCUUGAGCGGAGUUCCUUUUUCUGCGUGUCUUUGUGAUUGCAAAUGGUGUAACAAGAACUUUUGCGAUGAGGUUGAUGUUGAAGCGUAGUCUUGUUGGUUUGGUCGAUAUAGAUCGAACCCAACAAAGACUUGUAGACGUUGCUUAUCAUGAUACAAAUUCGUGUUGACUGAGUUUUUGUUUUUGAGUUUCGUUUUUGAUGUUAUCAAUCUGCCAAAAAGGACGUAAGUUUUUCUUGGCCCGACUGCGUUGGGGAGCUCUUUUUAGCCUCUCUGCUUGUCGGAUUUUGAUGUCGUGCUACAAUCAUUUUAUUUUUUGUUUCUUCUGACCUUCUGAAGGUUCAUCAUAUGGUGAUAACGAGGCGAGAUGAAUGCAGAAUGCUGUCUGUUACCUACGUUAGAUUUUGAUGUGCUGUAGUACAAGUGCAUAGUGAAUUCGUAUUCGAGUUAUCUACUUUGAUCAACACCACUAGAGUCCUAGUUCUGAUCCUUGUAAUUUCGUAUUUUUCGACGCGAAGAUGGUGUCGCUGCGGAGAAGCAGAGCAUCGCGGGGCUCAAAAGCCCUGGCUGCACUAGUAGCAGUCAUGCCUGGAUCAGCAGUGAUGACGCGACAGUCCAUCUCAUCACGGAGUAGAGGAUCACUGUCAACGCGAGCUCUUGGUUCACAACGACGCGGCAGUUUACUGCGAAAAGGGUCAAGGCAAAACGAAGAUCAUUAUGGAUGCAGUAUAUUGUUGCAUAUGCUUAGGUUUACUAGGACAGAGUUAUUGGGUUUCGUUUGCAUGGUUCUAGGACACGAGGCUAGCUGCUAGAAAGACCACCAGAGUUAGCAAUAUCCUUACCAGAGUUCUUUUCUUUGUAUCUAAGAAAAGGACGAAGAAGACGAGGAAGAGGUGGUGGCGAGUGACGAUGUUUCGUUGGCAGAAGCAGAGCGUGAUCAAAGCGAGUCGGACAACGACGAAGAGGAUUUAGCCGACGAAGAUGAGGAGCGCGACGACCCUGCGUUAGUGGAGCAGAGCCAGGACUCUGCGGAGGACGAAGACCUGGACGAAAGUGCCGAUGGAAGUAUCGGCCUUGUGGCCAUGAAGAGUGGUACUGAUUUGUUCCCUUUGUAGAGGGGGCUGUGCUAUGUGUUGUGGAUGCGUGCCCCGGCCUGCAGGCAUCCCCGGCUGCAUCCGUGCGGGGCUUCCGCACCGAAGCCGCGUAGCGCCCGUAGACCUUCGGGAGGGGGCUCCGCUUUCUGGGCGAGCACGGUCAGGAAAGGCGCGCGCCGGCGUCCCCGAUGUGGAUGGCAGCGCAAGCGAUAUGGAACGGGGCUGCAAUCCGUUGGCACUCCCGCCACACAGCUGAACCCUGUCCAAGCGUUCGCGGCACCAGGCCGGCUUGGCGUGGUAGCCUUUGGACGCGGCUGUGGCGUGGCGGCUUUGGAGAGGCCGCGCGACCGCGCCUGCCUUCGCGGUGCUGCAGGGCCACCAAAGGCGUGCGGAGACUCCCGGGGCCUGAAUCUUCAACAGACCAGCGCCGCACCUGGCCGCUUCGUGUUUCAGGGCUGAAAACCCGCGCAGGGCCUGCGCGCUCGAAUCUGAACGACAUUCGACAGGGCUGACGAAGCUGCCUCCGGGUGCCUUGUUGCCACAGCUCGAAGCAUAGAGGCGGGAGAAAUUCGGCCAGAAGGGUGGCGCACUCGUACCCAUUGGCGCCGCUGGGGUAGUUCCGCGCGCUUCGCUUGUUCCCCUGUGUGCUGAAGUGGUUGCGCAGGCCAGUGAUGGACCAGAGGCGCGCCGCAGCCGUUGCAGUGGCUGCUAUGAGUUAAGAAGCGAAGGCGCCAACAAUCGCACGCGGCCACUAGGUGCUUUGUUUUUUGAUUGCGUAGGCUUUGCGCAAUGAAUGCAGGCCGCAGAGAACCGCCGCAGCCGCUGCGCGGCAGUGGACUGGUACACGGAGGCGCCCAGUCGCGACCGGCGGCGUCUUGGUAGGGUUAGGGCUUAGGGUUUGCAGUCGCUACCCUCGCGCAGUUUUGUGAGGCUAGAACGCUGGGCAACUUUCUACAGUCAAGCCACGCAGCCCAAGGGCAGGACUGAACUCGCAGAGAAGUGCGGCGAUGCUUUCGCAAAACGCCCAGCAAAUACCCGGCACGUGUCAAAGCUUGCCCAAGCUGCAGAGGGAGCGCGCCAAAGGAGGGAACACGGGGGGCGGGCCUCGCCGCGUACCAGCGCAACCCUGUCCAGAGCUACUUGGUCGGCGUGAUUGAGGAGGAAAUGGGGGAAGCCCAUGCCCGCGCAAAGCUUGGGGCUUCGAGGGGUUUUACCCCGCCGCCAGGCUUUGCGAAUGGUGCGGCCGCCUUGCGCACGGGAUACAGCGACGCCACAAACGGCGAAAAGGUGCAAGCAGCCUAACCCCAAUCAUACGCAUAGACCAUUUCGUCGGCCAGAUAUGAUAAGAGCUUGCACAUGCAAACUUGAUUAGGAGAUGCGGCUGGAGUCUCCAGAUGGCCGAUUUAGACUAGAUGAGUGUCACCGUAAAGCCAUAGAGGAAGAGGACAGCCGCAACGGCAAUGCUUGCCGCCGGAAAAUUUUCCGCGGGGGGUUUCUGUGUAGACUUGCCGACUCUUAGACGCCCGGAACCUCUCUACGCAGAUCAAAUAGCCGGCCACAUCGUCCGCGGGAUUCGCUGCGCCUUAUCCUGGAACGCCGACGGCGAUGAAAAUGUUCAGCGGCGAAGGCAGUAGCGGGGUGAAGGGUGCGGCGAGCUCCUCCGACCGGAAAGGAACAGAACAGGACGGACGGCAAUCGCAGCAGCGGGGCGAAGCGUGCGGCGAGCUCCUCGCGCCGGAAAGCAAAAGAACAGGACAGCGGCAGAGUCGCCGCGAGCAUGGGAACGGGCUGACGACAAGACGCGGCCGAGAAGUUUCGCCAGCUUGCGACUGAAAGGGGGGGGAAACGCCUCAAGCCCAUAGCUGCAGCAGCAGCCAGCGCGACCGUGGCGCCUGGGCGUGGUCGGUGCUGCUCAGCUCGGGAGCCUGCCAGGGGUUUUCGAGCGUUUCUUCGGUUGUCGCGGUCUUGCGCGUGAGUCGCUCCGAAGCGCAACACAGUCAGGACAGCAGGCCCGGCGUGCCCUGCUUCGAAAACCAGGGGCGCCGCGCUCUUGGGGCCACUCUGGGGCUUGGCCUCUGCGGAGCCUGCGGGGGGCCGCGCAGUUCUUGCGCCGCGUCGCCCGCGGGCAUGCCUGGGCACGCAUGCCCCAGGCAUGCCCGGGCCCCCGCGCUUAGCUCUUUCGCGCCAUGGCUGGCUUCGCCCCUUGGGGUCUUUCUUCGUUUUUUCUUCUCUUUUAUGAAGUGGCGGCCCCCUGCUUGCUUGGCAGCUCGCGGGGCUGUGCGUGGGCUUCGGGCCUUUUCGGCUCGUUCUGUCGUUUCGCGGGCGGUUUGCCUCCUGCUCCGCCAGGGCCUCGCCCCUCCGCUUCGAGGACUAGGUCGCCCCUCUGCUCCAGGGCCUUGCCUUUUCCCCACGCCAAGGGCCCGGCGCUGUGCCCGCAAAGAUAGGCGAACGCAUUCGGCGGCUUUUAAUCUUUCUUUUUGCGGGGUUUGUGGAUCGGUCGGGGCCUCUCUGGAGGGCAUGGGGACGCUACAUUGGUGGUCAACGUGCGCCCCAGGUUGUCUCUGCCUCGCAUUGCCCCUGCACUUGUUUGUUUGGCUCGAUAUCGUGUUGGUUCCCCAUCAUUCACUUUUUCACAAUCCAGAUCCCGCAUCGACGACAUGCAGUGGCACGCCAGGAACGUCGGAGCAUACGAGUUGCUGUUUGAACCAGGUUAACCCUCUAUCGGCGUCACAAAAGGAGUACAGGGUGGAGUUGAAGAACUUUCAGAACGUGCAGUACUACGGCAAAAUUGGAAUUGGUACUAAAUCUUCUGGAAGUUCCUGUUUUGUAAAAAACUCCAGUACACCGUAGCAAGGACUAAUUAUAUUUUCAGCCACUGUUCUUGUGUACAAUGAAUAUGUCGAGAAACAAGAGGCACGACUGCCUCAUACUCGCUUUCUCCACUACAAACACACUACGAGUAAGAGCUUAUACGUCACUCAAUCAAUCUCAACCACCUCCCAUGGACCAUGUAUGAUCUUUAUCGCCAUGUAUGAUCUUUAUCGCCAAUCAAUCUCUAGGUAAAAGCCAAAACGGAUCGUGGUCAUAUUUCCCGGCAAUAUAUGAUACGGGUAGUUUCGAGAUUUUGGUCUUAUCUACGAAGUGCGAACAGUGCAAAAGCGGAGGCUACGACGCGGUCGAUAUGCCGCUAUACGACUCGAAUAUAUCCGACACCUUCUCAUUAUGAUCUCAUUUCUAUGAUACUUCUCAUCAAGCUGCAUAAGAACUAUUUCAUCAAAGGCUGACAGAGGUGGAGUGAAAGUGGAGUUAUAUGAAGUACGAAGAGAUACCGAAAACAAGAAAGGAAAAUUCAACUAAUCAAUCUUCCAUACCCCAUGAAUGGGCACACUACUACUACUCCUACUACUACGGUCUAAAAUCUGAUCUAUCAUGAUCACACAUCACACACUUUCAUUCUAUCUUUUCGAUUCGGAGAAGCAGAAUACACAGGCCAAGACAGCGAUGGCCUCAUGCGAAAAAGAACGCAAGGACGAUGAAGUCUGCGAAUAUAGGGUAUCCCAGCUCAGCUAUAAAAAGGAUACAUAAUCAUGAGGCACAAGAGGUUCAUUAUGAAGGUGUAGUUCAGACACACUAGACACACGGUGUAGUUCGAAUUCAUACACACGCUAGACACAACGUUCGAAACAACCCCGACACAAACUACAACCUUCCACACGACACAGUCAUCAAUGGAUCUAUCCUACUUCCACACAAUCAAUGAAACAAACAGCAAAUAUUUGCUCAACAUACUUUCGGUAGUGGGCCGGUGGAAAGUGUGAAAGCCUGGGAGAAUGUCAAUUAUGGUCAACUACAUGUAGUCGUGUCCAUCAUUCUCAACAUUUAGUGGUCCCCUUUUCCCUUGUAUUAUUAUUCCUAUGAAUUACUACAAUGCCUGAAACAUCGGUUGACACGGUUCUACUCGAACCCACGUUGUCCUAGCAGGUGCGGCUUGGCCGCGAAGCGGUGGACCCUCAGCUUUAACCUUAACCAUUACUACAAGGGUAAGAAAGGGGUGUCACGGGUAUAUGUUGAAUUACUACAAGGGUAAGAAAGGGGUCACACCCAGGGUAAGAUGAGCAGGUAAGAGAGGGGUCAAGAUGAGCAUUCUAGCACACGCUAAGGCAAAAUCGGGUCCGAUAGUGAUGCUCCGGAACUCGGUUACUUCCCGUUCUGGGAAAUCACGUGGCAUCAGAUCGAUGCUUGGGCUGCGGGAGCCAAGUUCAGCGCCAUUUUAAGGCUUACUUACUAUUUAGAGUUGUAUUGAUAUAGCUAUAGGCUUACUUACUAUUUAGAGUUGUAUCUAUUGCUUAAGUACUAUAGAGUUGUGUUGCACGUUGUACUUGAUAAGUGAACAGGCCAACGCCUAAACCACUAAGCCAACUACUCAUCUUGCACCGGUUAGUUUUCCCUCUAACUUGUAGACUUAUCCCUUCAAGCAACAUCUUCUUCUUCCAAGCAGCUCCUUUUCAAGUACAAGGAAAGGCACCUACUACCAGGACUUACUACCAAAAUCUUUGAUGUAGCCUUUUUGAAGGGAAGACUACAGUACAGUGCAGUGCUCACCAGUGUUGACCAGAAUGCUUCCUCAGGACUUACAUUGACAUCGUGAAAUUCUAAUGUUCGUUGGCCUCGGUCCUCGCGAUUAUGUCCCGCCAAUGGCCGAAGAAGCGAGCACGGCGAGCGGUGAUUCGGCAGAAAGUACUAGCACAACUUCUACAGUUAUGAAUGUAUGAAUAUAAAAAAGAACGAACUAGAAGAACUUCUUCCUCCUCAUCCGAGCAACAGAUUCUGAGGCUCUUCUCAAUUCUUCUUCUCCCUCUCAGCCGAAAACAAGACGGAAACAUUGUUAGAGCGUGGGGAUGUGAAUAAGUUUUCGAUUUGUCUUGAGCGGGGGUCGGCCGAGCAGCAGCAAAUCAUCGAGGGACCGGAGGCGGACAAAAUGCAAUGGCCCUCAGGAUGGCUCACCUUCAAUUUAUGUGCGGUUUUGUAUUCACAAUUAGAAUGUGGCUUUGUAUUGAAAUUGUCAUGUUGUUGGGCGGCGAGUGUAUGAAAUAGAAAUUCUUCACGUGGUUCUUGAUUAUCGUGGUUACUAUUCUUGUUUAAAAUUAUGUUGUAAUACAAGAGCAGGCCCCUGCUCUUGUGACUUUUUUUUUCCUGUGACUUUGUUGAUACUGCGUCCUCUUCCGCUCUACCACCUUUUUCACUCCCCUCUCUUCAUCUGUUGCCAAUACGGACAGUGGCGAGACGCAAGUAGAGGUCGUGGGUCGCGUCCACUGGGCAGUGCACAUGCCGAAAUUUGGAGUGAACGUGGGUGGCAAUUUUACCAACCUCUGUGGUGGUGACGAGCGAGGAUGUGGCGCCAUUGUGGACUCGGGAACCUCGCUGCUCGCAGCACCGACGCCAGUGAUUGAAGGACUACUAGCAAAGGUGAACAUCAAGGAAGACUGUUCGAACUUGGAUGAACUGCCGCCUUUGGAGUUCAUGUUCGGUAAUGCCUUUGGAGUACAAAAAACCAUUUUUUUAGCGUGAAAAAACCACUUUUUUAGCGUGAAAAACCAUUUUUUAGCGUAUUGAGUACAGAAAGCCCAACCCCAAAGACUCUAACAAGUCAGCUUGUGAUUCGUCUAACCAUCUUCAUUUCGAUUCUUUUGAUUUUCAAUCAUAAUAUCAACAACUGAAAUAUCAAUAGGUAAUGGCACAUUCACCGAGUCCUUUCUUCUGCCGCCCUCUGCUUACGUCAUGCGCGUAGAGCAGACUCAGCAGCAGAUGGGCGUCCUUGAGUGGUUUAAGUUAUGACUGGGUUAUUUUGUCAUUGUCCUAUUCAUUGUAUCGCCUCCUCAGCGGUAUUGAUCUGAAGCAGUUUUCAUUCUCUCUUGUGCUCCACGUCCUGAGUCUCUACUUUUCUAUGUAGUAAGAAAAAGUGCGAUCCGACCGUCUCUACUCCUUACUCGUCCUCUACUUAACGUCUCUACUCCAAGGAACAAAUCCAAGGACGUUCUAAUUGAAGCAGCGGCCAAGGGCGGUCUGUCGCAAGCGCGAAAAGCAACGAGCGGGAAAAAUGCAACUAUCUGUGUGCCGGCUUUCAUGCCCUUGGACAAGGAAGACGCGAGAUUAAGGGUUGGAAGUUGAUCCCUCAAUGAGCAUACCUGUGACCUCUUGUUCAAGUAGGAACAAGUAGGUCAUAGAAGAUAUGCGACCUGCUAGAUGGGGGUCAAGAAGGUCAAGUUGCAACCCCUAACGAAACUUGGCCCAGUCUUCAUCAUGGGAAUGUCGUUCCUGCGCCACUACCGAACCACCUACGUGCGCCAGCAAGGCUCCUGCCCACCUAAGAUGUACUUCGAUCCCGUAGAUCCCCAGUGCAACAAGAUCGCGAAAUCUUAUGGCAACAUACACUUGUUUAGAAAUUGUAGACAGUCAAGAACUCGUCCAUUCAUAGGAGCGUGCUCUUGCAGUGCAGAGAAGAUGACACAGUUUUCCUUAUCGUCUCUCCCCUUCCUCACGCCUCUCGACCUCUUGAAAAAUAGGCAAAUGCCACCUCGUCUUCUCUAAACCAGAGCAAACCGGAACGAAGGUGGAGCGCAGUUCAUGUCGCUCUUGGGAAAGAGUGACUCACAGCCGCCUCUUAUCGACCGAUCGAAGCUGAGGUUGCCAAAGUGGGCUGAAAAAUUGGAGUACUUGUAA